Dicrocoelium dendriticum is the source of this 734-nucleotide messenger RNA. The record is from the annotation of a GenBank genome assembly. NCBI's taxonomy places the organism in Eukaryota, Metazoa, Platyhelminthes, Trematoda, Plagiorchiida, Dicrocoeliidae.
GUAUUGCAGCUUCCGGGUCUAAUGAGACCUACUUAACAUAUUUGGCACGGAAACCGCGGCAUCUUCGACCGGACGCGUACUUCACCCUAAUUUCCUUUGGAUUUAUCAUAAUGUUGAGAGACAUCGAUAGUUUGUAUUCAACAGCUGGUCACCCAAUAGACUUUAUCAAGGAUAUAAGCAAGAAGAUGCAAGUUCCUCAUCGUAUCUCCUUUGGUCCUGUGGAGCUAGAGCGGCCGUCAUCAUCUUCGACGAAUCCCGAGUCUGACAUGCGAGUUCCUGACCACAUCCUUAUUACUGAGCCUAUUGAAAUGAAAGAUGCACCUGCACCGCCUGAAUUGACAGCUGACCUUGAUUUGGUUCCGAUUGAUCGCCGGCUCAGUCUCCCACCCAUACCUUCUACCCUGGCCUUGGAUGAAAUUAGUUAUCCAGAUCUUGACCGACUCCUCAUGGAACGGGAACAGCGACCUUCCUCCAGUCCAAUCCAUCCGCUACCCGAGUACGCAGUUAUCAAAGCCGAGAGUUCUGUUUUUGCUUAUUCAAAGCUAACACAUUUUUUCGAACUCCGUUGCUACUCGCCAUUAUACUCACAAAUUCCUUAUGGCGUGUUUAUCCAUUCGUUUCAGUCGCUAUAUACUCAUGACUCGCGUGACGUUCUUGUUCGGAUGUACGGCAUGAUGAUUUCCGACCAGUAUCCAGCAGUUGCUUUGCAGUAUGGAUAUUUAACUCCUUUAUGA